AUGCGGAGCGCCCAGUUACCGCCGCACUUGGCGUUGUGUAACGCCCCGUGCAGGCACUGGAUCGUGUUCUCCGCGAACACUUGCGACAGCUACCAGUGGCUCUGCAAAUCAUUGCGCCAUACAGAAGAGGGCAAUAGUUCUCCUUCCGCGCUUUCUCCUUCACCUGUGUGUGCCCGAUUUCGUCUCGAUCAUCUUCUUCCUGCUGAUUGGAGCGCGUUGUUGCGUCAGUGCCGUCGUCUUACGUCGCCGUCCGGGAGUUUUACCUUCUCUUCCCCAGGUGACGUGGUCACUGUUGCUUCCUCUGGCGUGGCGGGAGCAACCACUGCUGUGCCUAGAGGGCAGCCGGCAGAGGUGCUCAACACAUCCUUUAUGCAUAUUGUCGAAAGGACAUGCGGAGACUUCGUUCCAAACAACAUGAUCUACCACAGGCUACAACAGCGCUACGUCGUAAGUCCUGGAGUUAGUGCUGCGGAUGUGAAUGAGAAUGAAGCGAGCUUUACGGCCUGGAUGCAGAAACUGCAAGAGGAAAGAGACAAUUGCGAUAUCGCUGCUGAAGGCGGAACAAGGAUCGAUGGCGAAGAGAGUGGCAGUGACAGCGGCAGCGGCGGCGAAAAAGAGAAGGAGGAGGCGGAAGAAGAGGAUCCGCUAGCGCACGAUGCCCUCGCCCUCUCUGCAACGGUGCAGAAUCAGCGGGUGUGCGGUGUUGCUUCUGCCAACGAUACCGACGCCGACACUCAGGAGGGAGCGGAGGGGGCGUGCACCCCCUUCAUCUUCUUUCCCCACCGCAUCGUGGUGGCGGACUGCAUUCCCCACCACUCGCGGCACUUUGUCGUGAUGGUGAACCACAAACCCAUCGUGCCCGGACACCUGAUGGUGGUGCCCAUCCGCUGCGUCGCGACGAUGAGUGCACUGACCCGCGAGGAGGUGGAGGAUUGGGGCCGUGUUGUACACCUUACAAUACGGGUGCUGAGGCGAUCAGCAUCCAGCACCAGUGGCUGUGCUUCUGGUUGCACAGUAUCUGACCCCCAUGGCAUGGAGGGGAGCUUUAGCAUUGCCAUCCAGCAGGGUGUGUUUGCAGGGCAGACGGUGCCGCAUCUCCACACCCAUGUAAUACCCUUUGACCCGCGUGGCAAGCUGGCUGGGGAGCCGGAGGACGAAGAGUUGCAGCAGCGACGAAUGCCGCGCACAGGGCUGCAGAUGCGAGAAGAAACUGAGAUGCUGAGGUCCCUUUUUGCGUGCUUGGCAGUGAAGGGGGGCCAUGCAACGGAGUAG
This is a messenger RNA of Trypanosoma grayi, 1272 nucleotides long. Its product is annotated as putative Bis(5-adenosyl)-triphosphatase. The record is from RefSeq and is a predicted model, not a curated record. Gene Ontology annotation, molecular function: catalytic activity. NCBI's taxonomy places the organism in Eukaryota, Euglenozoa, Kinetoplastea, Trypanosomatida, Trypanosomatidae. The coding region runs from base 1 to 1272 and encodes 423 amino acids. The transcript has a single exon.